Molecule: messenger RNA, 684 nt
Organism: Pyrus x bretschneideri (Chinese white pear)
Lineage: Eukaryota; Viridiplantae; Streptophyta; Magnoliopsida; Rosales; Rosaceae
Product: heavy metal-associated isoprenylated plant protein 20-like
Exons: 3
Coding region: 73-513 (146 amino acids)
Molecular function (GO): metal ion binding
Source: RefSeq, a predicted model, not a curated record
UCUCUCUCACACACACACACACACACGCAAAAAGAAACUCAACCCAUCUCAGAAUUAUCUAAGUGGUGAGAAAUGGGUGUUCUGGAUGCUGUUUCGGACUAUUUCACAAUCUCUAAACCAAGAAAGAAACGAAAGCCAAUGCAGACGGUUGAAAUCAAGGUGAAAAUGGACUGUGAUGGCUGUGAAAGGAGAGUCAAAAAUGCUGUUUCUCACAUGAAAGGGGCUAAGCAAGUGGAGGUGGACAGAAAGCAGAGCAGGGUGAAGGUGACGGGAUACGUGGAGCCAAACAAGGUUUUAAAGAGAGUGAAGAGAACUGGGAAGAAAGCAGAGAUUUGGCCGUACGUGCCUUACAACUUGGUGGCUUAUCCUUAUGUCGCCGGGGCUUAUGACAAGAAGGCUCCCUCCGGCUACGUGAGGAACGUGGCUCAGGCACUUCCGCCCCCGGAUGCGCCGGACGAAAAGUACACCUCAAUGUUUAGCGACGAAAAUCCACAUGCUUGUUCUAUCAUGUGAAGUAAUUAGAUUAGACCACUGUUAUUAACUACUUGUAUGCGGACUAUGAUAGAUCUAUGUCACUUCGUGCUUUGAGUUUGUAAUUAGGUUGGUUGGUUUGUUUAAUUUCCUCCUUAAUGUUAAUUAGGCUUGUACUUAAUUAAUUAGAUGAUGAUCCCUUUUGGGAAAACA